CGCCGGACUCCUUAUCUACAGGGACUUCCUGCUCCACCCACAUUCUCGUGUCGCUUCCGGGUGGCCGCUCUCACUGAUCCAGUCUGGUAGUCGUUUUCUCAACGCUGUAAACAAAAGUUAUUUAACGGUUCACUUCCUUCGACACGUAGAAAGAAAAGAAAUGCAUAUCAAGACAGGUACAUGGGAAGCCAGCAACACCGUAUGUGAGUCCGAUUCCCUGUGUGACCCAGCCGUACUCGUUUCCGCUGCUAGCUCAGAGCCACACAUCCGAAACCGUCGCCUGUCCCCUGGCUCUGGAAACUGCGGAGGUGGUGGCGGCGGCUGCAUCAGCGGAGGAGACCAACACCCUCGCCAGCUCUCACCCGAGGGUGACCUGAUCGCGCCCGGCCCCACAAACGCGUACGGCUUCAGGAGAGAGAAGGAACGUAAAGGUCAGCAGCACAAGGGACGCAGCCUCCGCAGGGAGGAUCAGAAGGUCGUCAGCCGAGCGAACGAGCGGCGGCACAAAGCCAAUCAGAAGCAGCGGUGGGUGGAGGACAGUCUGUCGCUGCUCAAACCCCCGCCUGCAUUCCCGGUGCAGGACAGUCCCGCCAAGCUGCAGCCUGCUGUCAGCUACGCUUCCAAGGUGAAAGCAGGAGCACAAGGCGGAGCUCUGGAGGAGGAGCGCCCCCUCAUCGGUGUGUUGCUACAGAACCAGUGGGGUCUCAGUUUCAUCAGCGAGGCGCGGCCCAUCACAGAGGCCCUGGGCCACCACUCCGCUGCCACUCCCUCCUCACCCCAGCCCAGCGAGGCUGUAGAGUCACAUGACCUACAGAUGGACAUAACAUUCACAGGAGAGGCUGCGAAGGGUUCUCCUGACGUUCCAGCUGCGGCCUUCACGGCCAUCAGUUUGAACACACACCCGGAGGUGGAUGAGAGCGACGGGAAGCUGCUGCUCAGCUGUCGUCAUCUAGUGGAGGCUAUGAACUAUCACAACAAAGAAUGGAAUUAUACCUUUAACAGACAGAAAAAAGAUCCCAAAAGAAUCAUAUGGUACAAGGACAGCCCAGAGAACCCAGCCUAGCAGUGUGAGAACUCCAAGGCAAUCACACACACACACACACACACACCCCUCUACAUCACACACACACAGACACACACACACACACACGUGGUCGUAGGACCUUGAGAAGGUGGACAAACUGUGGGUCCUGUUCUCAGACACUGCACUCAGGAUGAUGUCGUCACAAAAACCACACUGAGACACUUUGGACUAACUCCUCUGAGAUCUUGCAACAGUGGACUUUUUUAAUGCCUUACAGUCUGCCUUAAAAUUAACCCGACACCUUUUCAUCGCCUCUCUUUGCUACUUUUAACCUGCAUUUGUAGAGUUGGACUUUUUGUUUUCUCUUUUAAAAAAACUGAGGAUCCAUAACUAAAUUUUCCCCGUGAAAAGCUGCAUUUUUAUCAAACUUUGUUCCUUCUGUAAAUCUGUAAAAAAAAAAAAAAAAAAAAUUAAAAAAAAAAGAAAAAAAGAA
Cynoglossus semilaevis (tongue sole) is the source of this 1517-nucleotide messenger RNA. RefSeq lists its product as uncharacterized. Gene Ontology annotation, cellular component: nucleoplasm; cytoplasmic stress granule. The transcript is spliced from 4 exons. The record is from RefSeq and is a predicted model, not a curated record. NCBI's taxonomy places the organism in Eukaryota, Metazoa, Chordata, Actinopteri, Pleuronectiformes, Cynoglossidae. Gene Ontology annotation, molecular function: RNA binding. The coding region runs from base 161 to 1063 and encodes 300 amino acids.